AUGGACCAAGAGCUGAUCUGUAACAACAUAACAGAAGAGAAAGACAAUCUACAAACCAUCUGUCACAAAGUGAUUGAUGAGAUGCACAAACUUCAAACCAAGUACAGGAACCUGACUGAAGAGAGGGACCAGUUACAGAGAGAGAGAGACGGACUCCAGUCAACCGUUUCUCAGCUCGAUGAAUACACUCAGCAGGGAUGGAAGUAUUUCAGCUCCAGUGUUUACUACAUCUCUACUGCGACAAAGACCUGGAGUCAGAGCAGACAGUACUGUGGAGAGAGAAGAGCAGACCUGGUCAUCAUAAACAGUAAAGAGGAAUUUGUUAAAAGACUCAGUGGGGAUAAGACAGCUUUCAUUGGUCUGACUGAUGAUGUCACAGAGGGGAAGUGGAAAUGGGUGGAUGGCACAGCACUGACCACUGGGUACUGGGACAGAGGGCAGCCUGACAGUAAUAGGGGACAUGAUGAAGACUGUGUGAUUAUCCAAUAUGAAAGUUCUCAGGGCCGUUUGGAGACCUGGCAUGAUGUGGCAUGCAAAGGUCAUUAUUACUGGAUCUGUGAGAAGGCUUUAAAAUAA
This is a messenger RNA of Chanos chanos (milkfish), 576 nucleotides long. Its product is annotated as C-type lectin domain family 4 member F-like. The transcript is spliced from 4 exons. Bases 1 to 576 code for a protein of 191 amino acids. The record is from RefSeq and is a predicted model, not a curated record. NCBI's taxonomy places the organism in Eukaryota, Metazoa, Chordata, Actinopteri, Gonorynchiformes, Chanidae.